Molecule: messenger RNA, 6187 nt
Organism: Cygnus atratus (black swan)
Lineage: Eukaryota; Metazoa; Chordata; Aves; Anseriformes; Anatidae
Gene: PLB1
Product: phospholipase B1
Exons: 58
Coding region: 1675-6105 (1476 amino acids)
Biological process (GO): phospholipid metabolic process
Cellular component (GO): brush border membrane
Molecular function (GO): phosphatidylcholine lysophospholipase A1 activity; A2-type glycerophospholipase activity; retinyl-palmitate esterase activity
Source: RefSeq, a predicted model, not a curated record
CUUGAUGCCUGGGUUGACUGCCCAAAUCUAAACAUUGAUGUGGUCCUGCUGUCUUGUUUGGUACUGACUUGUGUAUAUACAAAAUUCCUCUGCACUGCUGGAGUGCCUGUGGUGCGCUGUAGGCAUGGUAUGCCCUGAACUGGCACUUUAGCUGUUAGGUCAUGGUGCUUGUUCAAAUCGGGAAAACUAGUGUAUGAGUCUGAUCAGCCUGGGCCUUAGGACCUUACUAGUUUGUGGUCAGCUCAGUGUGAAAUUCUGUUUGUUGAACAUUCUCUGACAUAAUGAGGGCAGAGUGAGCUAUACUGCUUGUCACCAGUGCUUUGUCUUGGCAGAUACCUAUGAGUAAUGCCACAAUGAAGGAAAACUUGCCAGAAGGAGAACUACUGCUUCAUCCCAUGGGAUAUAGGCAGAAGUCUUCACUAACGUGCCUGCUGCCAGCACUGAUGGCACCGUACUGGCUUUGCAUUACUUCCCUCCGUACCUUUCUUCUUAUUCUCCCACUGUCAGGAACUCUAUGGGUUCAGGUGCCAGGAGAGGUGAUACAUCCCUGAUGAAGUGUUUGGGCUCAGCCACUUCUUGAGGGAUAUAUUUACAUUAUCUCACUUCAGGGCAGGGUUUCACAGCGCAAGGUAGAGCUGUGCUGGUUGCAGGACUUGCUCUCCUUGCUCAGAUCGUGACAAUCCCAUGCUCUUCUGUGGCGUCUCUGUUCUUCACGCUGCUCUGGGACUCAAACUUAGGUUUUUGGAGUUUCAGUGAGAUAAAUCAGCUUUCAGAAGGACAUGGUGGUUCUGGAUCUAGUGGAAGAGAGGCGCAGCAUGAGGCUGUUUGAAGGCAAGGAAAGAUCAAAAGGAGAGAAGAGGAAGAACGCAACUUUGGGUGGAUGUGUUCUGCUAUGUAGGCCUCAACUACCCUGUAGCCUAAGAAACUGAGCCUCCUUCCACGUUCAGUAGAGACAGACUAAUAAGUUACUGUGUUGUGCACUGCAGGAAAGAGCCUUGACUCUGCUGGAAGUUGACCUGUGUGACCUUAGUGCUGAUAUUUGCUGAGAGCUCCCCUGCAAAGAGACUGGUUCUCUCUGAACACAGGCAGAAGUCUUAAUAGGACACUAGGUCUCGUUAUAUCCCAUGAGAGAGUUCGCAUGGUUUGCACUGUGUGACACUAACAAGCUGUUAAAGUGUUUUAAAGUAGAAUGAGGGCAACGUGUCUGCUAUAUGCAAACUAUGCAAGUCUUUAAGUGCUCAUUCAUUGCACUGGCAAUAAAAUACACCUGCUAGUCACGUGGUUUAUCACUGGCAGCAACCUGAAAGCUACUGCUGCUCCCAGCUGCAGUCUUCUCUGCUAAAUCAUGUAGCUGAUGUCUCGUAGACAGAAAGGAUGAGCAAAAUGCUGGGCUGGAGUGCCUAGUGGAGAAGUGGGAGAAGCUGUGCCACUUUACUCCUUUGACCCAUGGAUGGGGAUAUUUAUAAACUAAGGUUGCACAGCUCCUUGAAAUAAGAAAUUCGAAUGUUAUCGUUGUUUUGCUUUCCAAAGGUAAAGGAGGCUAAUAAAUUUUAUGGCUGCUGAGUUAUCAACCUGGUAGAAUAUAAAAGAGGAAAAAGAAGGGAAUUUCUUUCCUAGCAGCCGUAAACGCUAACCAACAGCGCUCCAAGUUACCUGUUCAUAGAGGCACUUAUCAUGAAACUACUGUUAGGCCUGUUUUUCCUUUGGUUGCUUUCCUUAGAAGGACAGACAGCUCAUCUCCUGGAAGAACAAGGGAAACUAAAGGCUCUAAGAAACUUCCAGCUUUCAUGUGAGCAUGUGAUGCCACCUGAGACUCCUUCAUCUUCAGUUCAUGCUCUGAGGCCAGCUGACAUUACAGCAGUCACUGCAAUAGGAAAUUUGCAAAGAACACCAGGACCCAGUAUUCAUCAUGAAGACUUACUCCAAAGCACAGGAAAGAGCCUCCUUGACGUGAGCGUGGAAACUUUAGCAGCUCUCAUUAGCAGUUUUAAUCCCUCGGUCCUGCACCAGUCUCUUCUGCCUGACACAACGGGACUGGCAUCAGAGGGUCAAGCCAGAGACCUCCUGGAUCAAGCUGUAGAAGUAGUGAAGCUCAUGAAAGAGAAUCAGAUGAUGAACUUCCAAAAUGACUGGAAAUUGAUCACAGUUUUCUUUAGUGCUGAAAACCCAUGCUCUUCCUGUGCUUUCACACAACCGGAGUACUGCAUGUUGGAAAACCUGGAAAAACUUCAAGAGGUCUUGGACUUCUUAUAUAAAGAAGUUCCCAAAGCCUUUGUAAAUCUGGUAGAUUCCACUGAGCUCACAACUUCCUUUCUUGCUUGCCAAGAUCCCAAUAAUGCAAGCAAUCCUGUUGGGAAUCAGUGCAAUUGUGUACAUGAACACUCCGCGCUAGAUGAUAACAUACUGAGGUGGUCCUAUCAGGAUACUUGGGGAAAGCUGCUAGAGUCUGCAAGGUAUGAUCAAAAAGAUGACUUCACUGUUGUUCUUCAGCCUUCUUUCCAAGAAACGAAUCUGUUGCUCAGACUGGACAGGGAUGACUUCGUCACCACGUCAAAGACAGAAGUGGAAAAACUGGAAGAAGAUUAUACUUUCUUGUCUGUGGGUCUCUGGAACAACAUGAUGGAGCCAGUUGGGCAGAAGAAGCCUUAUGAUUUCACAGAAAUGCUUCAGAUCCAGUGUCCAUCUCAGGAAAAUCCAUAUUUCUUCACGUAUAAAAAUAGUAAUUACUCAUCUACCCCAGAGACAUCAAACAUCAAAGAAAGAUCUCAGGAGAGGAGUUAUGGAACAAAUGUUCCUUGUUUCAGCCAGGGCCCCUCUGAUACGGUUCCAGUUUCAGUUCAUAACUUGAGACCAGCAGAUAUUCAGGUGAUUGCUGCCCUGGGAGAUUCACUCACAGCAGGUAAUGGGGCAGCAUCCAAACCCAAUGACGUUCUGGAUGUCCUGACUCAGUACCGAGGUAUUUCUUGGAGUGUUGGAGGAAAUGAAAACAUAAGCACGGUCACAACACUAGCAAAUAUUCUUCGUGAGUUCAACCCAUCCCUGAUUGGGUAUUCCACUGGCACUGGAAGGGAGACUACAGAAAAUGCUGCACUCAACCAAGCAGUGGCAGGGGAUAAGGCAGAGGAUGUUCCUGCACAGGUUAGAAGACUGGUGGAUCGAAUGAAGAAUGAUACUAGAAUAAAUUUGCAGACUGACUGGAAGCUUGUAACGCUCUUCAUAGGAGGAAAUGACCUAUGCGCAUUCUGUGAGGAUCCAAUACGCUAUUCUCCUGAAAACUUCACCUAUAAUAUUCAAAUAGCUUUGGACAUGCUUCACAAAGAGGUUCCACGGACGUUUGUGAAUCUGGUGACAGUGCUUUCCAUAACAAGCCUGCGCGAGUUGUACGCAGAGAAAAACGUCAGCUGCCCAAGGAUUCUCAUGAGGUUUUUGUGCCCUUGUGUACUGAAAUAUGAUGACAAUUCCAGUGAGGUCGAGCAGUUGGUCAAUUUCAACAAAAGGUAUCAGGAAAGAACCAAAGAGUUAGUGGAGAGUGGAAGAUACGACACUAGGGAAGAUUUCACAGUGGUUCUGCAGCCAUUCCUGACUCAUAUCAACAUGCCAAAAACACAGGAGGGGUUGCCUGACAAUUCAUAUUUUGCCCCAGACUGCUUCCACUUCAGCCAGAAGUCUCAUUCCCAGGCUGCACGUGCUUUGUGGAACAACAUGCUGGAACCCGUAGGGAAGAAGACAGAUAAUCAACAAAUAGGAGAUGAAAUUUCUCUCAAAUGUCCGAGUGAGGCUGAACCAUUCCUGAGGACGUAUAAAAACAGUAAUUACACAUAUGCUAACCAAACUCCAAAUUAUGGAAGCCAACUGCUAUGUGAGGACAGAUCUCCAUCGUCCCCUUCUUCAACUUCAGUGCAUUCCCUAAAGCCAGCUGAUGUGAAAAUUAUAGCAGCCCUUGGGGAUUCUUUGACGGCUGGAACGGGAAUUGCUUCAUACAAUCUCACGGAUUUGGACACUGAAUACCGGGGACUGUCAUGGAGUAUUGGAGGGGAUGCCUCAUUAGAGAACGUAACAACUCUACCUAACAUCUUUCGAGAGUUCAAUGCUAUGAUCGAGGGCUAUUCAACUGGCACUGGGAAUGAGAAUGACUCAAAUGCAUUCCUUAACCAGGCAGUUCCCGGAGCAGAGGCUGAGCACUUACCAACCCAAGCAAGAACUCUCCUGAGACUAAUGCAAACUGAUUCUAGAAUUGACUUCAAUGCUGACUGGAAAAUCAUAACUGUGUUUAUUGGAGGAAACGAUCUGUGCAACUAUUGCAAGGACCCUGAUCACUACUCAGCUGUAAAUUUCACCAGAAGAAUUCAAGAAACUCUUGAUAUUCUUCAUGGACAGGUUCCAAAAGCUCUAGUGAAUCUGGUUGAAGUGAUGGACAUCCUCCCUCUGAGACAGUUGUUUGUGGAUACCCAAGUUCCGUGCCCCACUUACAUGGCAGAUUAUCUGUGUAGUUGUGUUCUCACAGGAGAAGAAAACUCAAAAAAUUUAACGAUGGUGAGGGAAGCCGCCGGAGCUUACCAGCUUGGUGUUCAGGGACUGGUGGAGUCUGGCAGAUAUGACACUCAUGAAAAUUUCACAGUGAUCAUUCAGCCCUUCCUCCGAAAUCCAAAGAUUCCUCUUGGUCAGGACGGGCAUCCUGAUGUCUCCUACUUUUCACCUGACUGCUUCCAUCCAAGCCAGAAAGGCCAUUCUCAGCUUGCCAGGGCUCUCUGGAAUGCUCUGUUACAGCCUGUAGGCCAGAAAGCUGACUCAUUUGACUUCAUGGUUGACGCUGUCCUCAGCUGCCCAACUCAGGCUACACCCUUCCUGGCAACAUAUAAAAAUAGCAACUACACCCAUCCAACUGUGGUUCCCACCAGUGAGCCAGCAGAGAACUGGGGCAGUGACCUGUCUUGUUCGGAACAGACUCCAUCCAGUCGUGUCCCAACAUCAGUACAUGAGCUACAACCUGCUGAUAUCAAAGUUAUUGGCGCACUGGGAGAUUCCCUGACUACUGCUGUAGGAGCCCGCUCAACCGACCUACAAACAGACUGGAGGGGACUUUCCUGGAGUAUCGGAGGUGAUGGGACCCUCGAGACCCGAACUACUUUACCUAAUAUCUUGAAAAAAUUCAGUCCAAACAUCUUUGGCUUUUCCACUGGUAGCAGUAAGGAAACAGCUGGGUUCAACGCUGCACAGAAAGGUGCCACUGCACGCAAUAUGUCAGCCCAAGCACGUGAGUUGGUGGAGCUAAUGAGAAGCAGCUCGAAAAUUAACUUCAAGGAGGACUGGAAGCUGAUCACUGUCCUCGUUGGAGGCAAUGACCUGUGUCAAUACUGCUUUGAUAAGGAAACCUAUUCAGUGCAAAACUAUGUAAAGCACCUUCAAGACGCUCUGGAUGUUUUCUAUGAUGAGCUUCCAAGAGUCUUUGUCAACAUGGUGGAGAUACUAGAGAUUUCUGGACUGCGUCAGAUCGCAGCAAGCUCUUCAGAGUGCGCUCUGACAGGAAUGAAUAUUUGCCCAUGUUUCUUAAGCCCCAAGGAAAACUCUUCUGAACUACAAGAAAUUAAGAGAGUUAACAGAGAUUUUCAGGCUGAAGCUUUACAGCUGGUCAACAGUGGUCGGUACGAACAGCGUGAGGACUUUGCAGUUGUUGUGCAGCCAUUUUUCCGAAACACCUUGUUGCCCCUGGAUAGGGAUGGCAAGCCAGAUCUGAGUUUCUUUGCUGCAGACUGCUUUCAUUUCAGUGAAAAAGGCUAUGCUGAGAUGGCUAUGGCUCUCUGGAAUAACAUGAUGGAGCCAGUUGGUGAAAAGCAGACUUACAACAACUUUACCUAUGACAGAUCAAAACUGAAGUGUCCAAACCCAGAGAAACCCUUUCUUUCCACGAUGAGAAACAGUGAAUUCAGGAAUUCAGUUCUCAACUCAGAGAAAACUGAACCUUCGGUGCCCUACUGGGCUGUCAUUGUGGCAGCGGUAGCUGGAGUCCUGGUGGGUUCUGCACUCAUCUGGGCUGUGUCAAGAAGAACCAUGAGACACCGACGAGAGACCGAAACAGAAAAGAACAUGAAAACAACAUCUCUGUGAAGCAAGUGGAACAAACGUCUGGUUCUGCUGAGGCUGCUCUCUGGUGUGAGACGGAACAGGAGAAUAAAAAAGUGGUUGGACA